Molecule: messenger RNA, 1417 nt
Organism: Mytilus trossulus (common blue mussel)
Lineage: Eukaryota; Metazoa; Mollusca; Bivalvia; Mytilida; Mytilidae
Exons: 3
Coding region: 164-979 (271 amino acids)
Source: RefSeq, a predicted model, not a curated record
AUUAAAUCCGCUAUAGAAUUUUCUGUGUGUAGUUAAAGAGUGUCUAUUGUCAAGAGUUGACAAACGGGUAGAGCGCAUUCUUAUGAGAAGGCGUGCCACUGAAAAACACACUUUCGAAACAGAGGCCGUAAGUCGAACAGGACUACAAGAAUAAACAGGAACCAUGAGGUGGAGAAAUUUAUAUAUAAUGAUUCUGUGGUUCGCCACUAUAGCAUUAGUUUUGAAGAUUUUAGGAUAUCUUCUGCCAUGGUGGUUUGUGGCUCGUGCAGCAGGAUCAACGACGGACCGAUUCUUCAUUGGAAUUGUGUUUGGUCUAGAUUGUGCAUCUAAAGUCAGUGUAUCGAACUGUACAGAAUACUCCAUGGGAAGUGCUCCUGUUGAAAUUGAGUCAUUAGUGGAGUCUGCCUCAAUGCUGACGUUGCAGAUAGCGAUGUCUGUCAACUUGGGCCUCCUGUUUAUUGCCUGUAUGAUCAUUGUCGGUUCCUCUGUUACCAAGACUUAUAACCAGGGACUGAUGGUCUUGGCUGGCACACUAGUAGCAUUUUCGUGUGUGGCUUACUGCGUGAGUUUGGGAUUUUUCAUCUACAUCCAUAUCAACGACAUCAAGAAAAUUGAAACAUACGAGUACAACGCCACCAACUUCCCAUGGUCGAUGUUGGUUACUUCAGUAGCAGCGCUCUUCCUUUUUGCCACGUUGAUUCUACUGGUCAUUGCUCUUUGUAGAUGGCGCGACGAUGACGAAGAUAGUCUCGUUAGCUAUGACGAGAGAAAGAUUGUCGAUAAUUAUCCAGGUGAAACAAGAUACAUGACAUAUGACAACCCUAACCAAAAACAAUACAUGAUGGAGCGUCCGAUGGUUCAUUCGGGUAACAGCAGAGGUUACAGGUAUGCAGUUGACUCGCCGAGGUCACAAAUGCAAGCAAUUACGUAUCCUGCUGAAACUAUGUAUAGACCGUACUCCGCUUCUAGGAGAUACUAGACCAAUGAUAGUACUGAUUUUGGGUUCCACGUGGGGGUUUCAGUGACCAAUGAUAGUGCUGAUUUGAGGUUUCAGUUCAUAAAACUCCUUAAUUAAUUAUAAAGGAUAUUAACAGUUAACAUUGUUAUCAAGUUUAUUAUGUAUAUAAGUUUAUGGAAGUUCAGAUAACAGAUCGUAACAUUAUGGUGCAGUUUCUCCCGAGAACCGGCAACCAGUCAAGUACUUUUAAAGUCCAUACGAACAACAAAGACCUCGUUAUCUACUUGCAUAAAUAAAAUAAUGUAUAUAUCCUACAUUAAUCCUAGUCGUAAUACUCACCCAUAAGCAUAAUAUAUUUAAAAUUAUAUUUAUCGUUAACCUUCGGUAUGUUUGUACUUCAUGACAUUUCGUAUUAUAGCAACAACAAUCACCAUUUUGCAAUAAACACUUCUAUAUAAA